CGCCUCCAUUGAAGAAAAGCUGUUGUUGUGAAUGGAGACAGAUCCACUGACACCGUGAAGAAGAAGAAGAAGUAGAAGUAGAAGAAGAAGAAGAAGAAGAAGAAGGAGGAGGACAAGAGUUCAUCACUGUCUCUGUCUGAAGGAUCAUGAGACACAUUCACUGACGGUCACCGUUAGCUUUAGCUUUAGCUUGGCUGAGCCUCGUUUCUCGUUGUUUUUACUCACCGGUGCCUGGAGACAUGCAGAGACUCUUCUCUGGGAGGACAGUCUGGAAGCUGCUGAAGUUCAGCAGCUCGUCCUCCGCCUCGAGACUCUACAGCCAUCUCCAUCCUCAGGGCCCCGGCUCCUUCGGGCUGCUCUUCGACAUCGAUGGGGUGCUGGUGCGGGGCAGGACGCCCAUCCCUGCCGCCAAGCAGUGCUUCAAGAACCUGGUGGACCGCGACGGGAAAUACAAGGUGCCCGUGGUGUUUGUCACCAAUGCUGGGAACUGCAUGAGGCAGACGAAAGCAGAACAUCUGUCGGAUCUGCUGGAGGUUGAGGUGUCUCCAGACCAGGUGAUGCUGUCCCACAGUCCUUUGCGAAUAUUCACCCAGUUCCACAAAAUGUGUGUGCUGGUGUCUGGGCAGGGUCCAGUGGAGGAGGUCGCUCACAAUCUGGGCUUUCAGGAUGUCGUGACCAUCGAUAUGCUCAGAGACGCAUAUCCUCUUCUAGAUGUCGUCGAUCACAACCGAAGGCCCAAAGGCAGUGUCCCACCCAGCAAAGGCUUACGGCCGAUAGACGCUGUGAUUUUAUUUGGCGAACCAAUCAGAUGGGAGACAAACCUCCAGCUUAUUGUUGAUGUGCUCCUGACAAACGGGAACCCAGACAACACCUUGAGUUCCAUACAGUACCCUCACAUCCCGGUCCUGGCCUGUAACAUGGACCUGCUGUGGAUGGCUGAGGCCAAGGAUCCUAGGUUUGGUCACGGUAUGUUUCUGGUGUGUUUGGAAAGCCUGUACAAGAAGAUCACGGGCUAUGAUCUGAAGUACGAGGCUCUGAUCGGUAAACCCAGCGUUGUCACGUACAACUACGCCGAGCUGCUGGUCAGACAGCAGGCGGAGCGACUCGGCUGGACCACACCUGUGAAGAGGCUGUAUGCUAUAGGUGACAAUCCCAUGGCAGAUAUAUAUGGGGCCAACCUCUACAACAGCUACCUCCAGGCUUCUCGGUCUUCCAAGGCCCAGAAGCAGGCUAAGAGUGGGGGAGGUGGUCUCGAGCCCCUGGCAGAAACUGCGGACGAUGGCCCCGAGAUGACAUCAGCCGAGCUUGGCGGAGCGUCCAGUGUAUACGGGGCGGAGCAAGAUCUUCCAGACAAGUGCAGCUCCAUCCUGGUGUGCACUGGAGUGUACAGCAGAGACCAGCAGGAGCUGCCUUCGGACACAACGCAGACCGUCACAGAGCAACACAUCUUCCAUGGCCACCGGGACUUCCGCUUCGACCCCAGCCUCACGCAGCCGUCCUUCGUGGUGCAGGAUGUAAAGGAGGCGGUGGAGCUGGUGUUCCAGCAGGAGGGCUGGCCCCUGGAGUAGGACUCUUAACACCUCCUAGCCAAUAGUAGCAGAACUCAAGGGUGUGUAUUCUGUUUUAAUAUAAGCUUAUCCACAGGGUAGAUGUAGCUGUUACUAUGGCUAAUUCUUAAAGAUUUCCAAGUGCCACAGAAUCAGCUGCAAAAACAAGUAGUAACACCAAAUAUAUGAAGGAAGGCUACAGACGUUUUAAUCCGUCAUAUGUGUCACAGACGCUGCUGUUUUUUUUUAUUAAUAUAUUUUUCACAAACAAUUCACAGAUCACUGUUUCUAAUCGCCCAAACUACUGUGCGUACACUGUAUAGUCUGAAGUUUGCCCCUGUCUUGCCUUUGUACACAAUAAUAUCAGCUGUCUUUUACAGUUUAGGGCGCAGAGUUACAUUCAUUUUAUAUCCGUUUGUUCAAUGAGGAGAACUGAGAAGUCUUUAACUUCAGACUGAUCCAGAAAGAUCUGUUGACAGUGUCGCAGAUAAAGAUGGAUUUUGUUAUUUUCUCAAGAGUCUGCCAAGCCAGGUCAUACACAGCGUCCAGCAGGUCUCUUGUGUAGAGCCGUUCUGCUUCCUGUUUGCACUGCUCUCACAUUUCAGCUGGAUUUGUUUUUAAACUAGAUGAACAUGUAACCACUAAUGCUAAAGAGAUUAAGGCGCUAGUUUUCAGUUUAGUACCUCACCAGAUUCGAUUUUUUAGCCUUAAUCAGGAGUAUGGUAAUUCUGAAAACAAAAUAAUGUUUUAUUUUAUAGAGGAUCUGCAAUUACCACAGUGUUCACAGCAAUGGAAAAAGGUGCUAUUUUUCUGUCAAGUAGUUUUAGUUGUGAACAUUUAAUGAAUGAUUAAUGUGAAUUUCUGUACUUUUCGAGGAGAAAAUAUUUAAUUACAUCACCAGCACUAGUAAAAAUGUCAUAGUGCCGUUUGUCACGUUUUUAACUGACAGAUAUAAAAAUGUAUGAUUUGUAUUUGACUUCAAUUACAGGUUGAAACCGGUAAACACUGGUCAUGUACUGUAAGAGCCAUACUGUGUGAAAGGACAAUUAAAAAGGCACAAAAAGCUGCACAUCAAGUGACAA
Paralichthys olivaceus (Japanese flounder) is the source of this 2629-nucleotide messenger RNA. RefSeq names its product haloacid dehalogenase like hydrolase domain containing 5 (gene hdhd5). Lineage: Eukaryota; Metazoa; Chordata; Actinopteri; Pleuronectiformes; Paralichthyidae. Gene Ontology annotation, biological process: glycerophospholipid biosynthetic process. The record is from RefSeq and is a predicted model, not a curated record. Gene Ontology annotation, cellular component: mitochondrion.